UUGUAUUUUGUAGUUGAUGCAAGUUGAUGAUAAGAAAAUGUUGGCGGUUGGCGCUGUAAAGCGCCAAAAGAGGAAAACUGGUGAAAAGUGAUUGAAAACAUUACUUGGACGGGUCUUCUUAUUUAAUGAAAAGCAUUUUGACAAUCUGUGAAAUAAGUCUGAUAAUCAUGAAGAAUUUGAGGCGUUAUCUUACUGACUCUGUGAAGACUUGUGAGCGUUCAUCGGUCAACUCUGAAGAGGUUAUUAAAGAGCGCGGGAAGGUCGACGAUGGGCCUGAUUCAGGGUGCACUCCCAGGAAGAAACGUACUCGAGUGAAAAUAAAAAUUACUCAAAGGAAUUCGGAGGGUAGAGUUUGCGAUAUUAUUGAGAAUAACAGUGACCUUGUGGAUAAGACUCCAAGUCCAUUUUCUAAGGUCGAUAAUGAGAAUUUAAAAAGUUCUCGAACGGAUACGCCAAAACGAUCAGUACCAGGUGACAUUUCGGCCAAGAGUAAAAGUUCUAACAGUACCUCGAAAAAAAAUAAUUUGGUUGAUGUAACUUCAUCGUAUUCAAAUGACAGAAACAGUAUGGAAUGUGAAAUAGAAACUGUUAGGUUGGAUAAAAAUGAAGGAGAUGAUGUAAUUAGUAACAGCGAUGAGAGGGUGGAAUCUAAUGCAUUUGAUGUACUUAUGACGAGAAACAAACCAGUGGAGCUUAAUCCUCCACCACAAUUGUCUCCGCAAGAGGCAGAACACCUGGCUAAAAAAGGAGAGGAGACUAAGACUAAACUUAAACAAAAUAAAGAGAAAUUAACUUCCUUAGCUGACAAAAAAGGCUAUGCCAAAAGAAAGCUUGCAGAACUUGAAGAAAGUGAAAGAAUAGAAAAGAGAAUACACAACAGAACAAAAAUGUUUAAACAAGAAGCUAAGAAAGAUAGUAGUGAAAUUGUUAACUCAUCUACUGGACAAAGGCAAAAUACUCAUAAUUUACUUAAUUAUUUCAGCAAAACAGCACCAGAACAAAAAAAAAUAGAUGCCACAAUGUCAUCGACUAUUGUUGUUACAGCAGAUAUACAUACUCCUCAUGUAAAUACCUCUACACCAAUUUUACCAAAAAAUUCUUCAGGAACUGUAGAAAAUUCUAAGAGGAAAAAACUUAAAUCAAGAAAUUUUGUAUCCAAUGUGGAUGAUAUCAAAUUACUGAGAUCUGAAAUUACUGAUCCAAAUAGUUCUCCAGAGGAAGUACAGGGAGAACUAAUAAGGAAUAAACCAAAGUGGUCCUUGCGAAUAAAACUUCAGUCUCACGACAAAGAAACAUCUGCAUCAGAAAUUGAGGAUAUGAGUGAUGAAGCCAUGUUUUUGCCAAGAAACAAUGAAAAGACAAGACGAAAGCUGUCGCUUAGAAAAACAGGAAAAGUGUUAAUUACCAGUACUACAGAUUCUACGACUGAGAGUCGAGAAAUUAAGCGAAACAGCAGAACUACAAGUGAGAGUAUUAAAAAAAACGAAAGGAGUAACGAUACGAAACUAAAUAUGAAAAAGAAAUUCGAUUCCAAAAUGGAGAAAAUUGAAGAAAUUGAUGUUAGCAUUGUAACGAUUGACAGUGAUACGGCAGAGCAAGAAAAUGGUAAAGUCUCUAAAGAGAAUGUCCCAAAAAUAAAUUCUCAAGACAAUUUUUCAAAAAGCAAUUCUCAGGAAAAUUAUCCAAAAAGGGAGAAAUUGGCUCCACUUUUUACAAAGUGCCGAAAACCCGAUCCUGCUGUUCUGGCAGCUCGCAGAUCCUUCUUGCAAUCUAACUUAAUUGAAAAUAAUAAAAGACCACAUAAAAAAUCAGAUUCAAAUGAUCCAAGAAGUCUUCCUAUAUUACCAUUUCCAAAAAUCAGUCACGUGACUCAACUCACUGAUGAAAUGGAAUAUGAAAAUAUAAAUUACAGUAAUGUUAGAAUAAAUUCAUCCUCAAAAUAUGAACCUGUACUCGACGUGACCCAGUUUCAAUUCGUGGUUGGACCAAAAAGUUCUACAUAUGAAUUAGAAUCAGCUAAUCAAGAAAUUAAAGCAGAUCCUAAUGAUAUCUUGAAAGAAAUAGAAGAGCGUUGUUCUGACGCAAGAAAUAUGUGGGAUAAAAUUGUUCCUACAAAUAACGAGGAACCAAAACAACGAUCUCUUCGUGGGCAAAAUAGAAAACGAAGAUCAAAUGAUAAAAAAGAAUCAAAACAAAAGGAGGAAACUGAUAAGGUAAAUUCUGUGUGGACCUACAAAUAUAAGCCCACCAGCUCUAAAGAGGUAGUAGGCAAUGAGGAUGCUGCUGUGAAAUUAAAAAAUUGGUUAGACAGUUGGAAAUUAUCAUUACCAACUGACGGCUGUGAUAGUGAGGAUGAUUUUUAUUCAUCAGACUGUAGCUACAUCAGCAGACGUGAUAAUGAUCAAGUGGCAAUUCUGCUAGGACCGCAUGGUAGUGGUAAGACUGCAAGUGUGUAUGCAGUUGCUGAAGAAUUAGGUUACAGUGUAUUGGAAGUCAACGCUUCUACAAAGAGGACAGGCAAGAAAAUUCUCAAAGAGUUUCAAGAAGCAACGAAAUCUCACAGAAUUAAAAAAGACUCUACACAAUCAACUCUGAUAUCAACGAUGAAGGAAACUAUGAAAAAGAUACCACAAAAGUCACUGAUCCUCGUGGAGGAUGUGGAUCUUAUAUUUGAAGAGGAUGAAGGAUUUAUCUCAGCCACCUUUCAACUAGCAUCCAAUACAAAACGCCCCAUAGUAAUGACUUGUGGAAAUACUUGUGUUCACUUAAAUAAAUUAGCACCGCAACAACUUAGAAUAUAUUUCCAACCAGCUACAGGAAAACGAGUAUCGGCUCACCUGGAACUGAUUUCAUUAGCAGAGACAGGUCACAAACUUCCACAAGAUUGCUUAGAAAAGCUCUUGGAACAAGGUGACUUAAGGAAAGCUCUACUGCAAUUACAGUAUUUAUUACUCUCUGGAAAUCCGCGCAUGACGUCAUUAUCGGCAACUCACGAUACUCUAUGGCAAGAUAUGCGGUACUGCAUUUACAAACCCGCCGUAAAGGCUGGUAAAAAAAAACCGAAAAACAUAACAGAUGUAAAAGUAUCUCAUUCUAAUCGCCACGAUGAAACCGUUCUGAAUAAUUUAGCUGAUAAUUUAGAUAGAAUUUCUUUGUUAUCUUCCUUGACAGAAGUUCAGGAUCCUACUGAAGCUUCUGUGAAUCUAAUAGCACCGUGUCUCUCACUUGUAGACGAUAUAGAACCCUAUUCGAGUCUAAAUGAUCUUAGCACAGAAAUAGCUGAUUGGCUCAAUCAGAAAGUUCUUCACAAAGAAACCCUACUGAACGCUUCGAAAGCAUCUGUUCGACAAAUAGGAUCACAACUUUCCAUAAAAAGACAAGUUGCUACUGGCGUUAGUAUCGCACUGUCCCAUGUAGUUCAGUUCUCUCUGGAACGUCGGGCCAUGUAUGUUGAUUAUCUACCGAGUAUCAGAACGAUAUGCAGAGCAGAACAUAUUCGAAGUACGAAUAACGAGAAAAGAAGCAGAAGGUUCUUUCACUAUUUACAAAAUUUUAAUCUGCCAAGCGCUUCAACCAAGCCGAAUAUUUUAGCAAUGGCGUGUAAAUCCUUGCAAGAGAAAACCGUAAAGAGCAAACAAGAGUAAUGAAUAUAUUAGAAGUAAAAUUAUUAGGGUCUCAUCAGUUUCAAGUGAAAUAUGAGUUAUCGGUUACAGUAUAGAAUUUUUAUAAUAUAUAUUAGUAGAGUGGUUUGCCGUUGGAUUUGUUUUACUAGGGCAGUUUCUUUACAAAAUGUUUUAUAUAAUUUUUUUUAUACCUACAGAACCCUUAAUACCUUAGACACCCGACAAUAGUCUCUAAUACCAAUUUCGUUUUGCAUGACAUAACAUGACAUUCGGUGUUUGUAUGGCUAAUAUCAUGA
This is a messenger RNA of Cephus cinctus (wheat stem sawfly), 3919 nucleotides long. RefSeq names its product ATPase family AAA domain-containing protein 5 (gene elg1). The record is from RefSeq and is a predicted model, not a curated record. Bases 126 to 3644 code for a protein of 1172 amino acids. Gene Ontology annotation, molecular function: DNA binding; ATP hydrolysis activity; DNA clamp unloader activity. Gene Ontology annotation, cellular component: nucleus. The transcript is spliced from 6 exons. Lineage: Eukaryota; Metazoa; Arthropoda; Insecta; Hymenoptera; Cephidae.